Messenger RNA from Leguminivora glycinivorella, 1828 nucleotides. RefSeq names its product putative fatty acyl-CoA reductase CG5065. The coding region runs from base 117 to 1709 and encodes 530 amino acids. The record is from RefSeq and is a predicted model, not a curated record. Gene Ontology annotation, cellular component: peroxisome. The transcript is spliced from 8 exons. Lineage: Eukaryota; Metazoa; Arthropoda; Insecta; Lepidoptera; Tortricidae. Gene Ontology annotation, molecular function: alcohol-forming very long-chain fatty acyl-CoA reductase (NADP+) activity. Gene Ontology annotation, biological process: long-chain fatty-acyl-CoA metabolic process.
CCCCUUCCUCGAUGAGGAUUAUGACAUUUCAUUACGGAGUUCCUUUGGCCACCUUUCUGCUCCAUCAUUAGAUCAGCUCCAUGAUACCAAUUAUUGGAUAGUCAUGUGAUUUACAUAUGUGUGCAAAAUUUCAGCUCAAUCGGAAACCGAAAAUGGAGUCCAAAUCCUCAGUGCGGGAGUUUUACAAAGGCAAAAACGUGCUUGUGACCGGGCCCAGUGGGUUCAUGGGCAAGGUGUUGGUGGAGAAGCUGUUGUAUACCAUCCCGGACAUUGGACGUGUGUACUUGGUCUUAAGACCAAAGUGGGGCAAGACCGUUCAAGAGCGGCUGGAGCAUAUGCUUAGUUCACCGAUGUUCGAAAGACUUCGAAAAGAGCAAAAAGGUGCUUUCGAGAAAAUGAUACCAAUACAAGGAGAUGUUCUCAAAGACGAUUUAGGAAUAUCAAAUGAAGACAUGAAGAUUCUUUCGGAGGAAGUAUCUAUAGUGUUCCACAUGGCGGCCAUUUUGAAGAUGGAGGCUCCGCUGAAGGAUAGCGUGGCUAUGAAUACCGCUGGGACACAGCGUGCCCUUGAUGUCGCUAGGAGGUUUAAGCAUCUGGUGAUGUUUGUACAUGUGUCGACAGCUUUCUGUUAUCCUGAGUAUAAAGUUUUAGAGGAAAAGUUCCACGAUCCACCAGUGAACCCCAGCGACAUCAUGCGUAUGUGCGAAUGGUUAGAUGACAAGCAAGUCUCUCUCCUCACACCGUCUCUGCUGGGCCAACAUCCCAACACAUAUACGUAUACGAAGCGGCUAGCUGAGAGCUUGGUCUACGAUGCGCAUCCGGAGAUACCCUGCGUUAUUGCUAGACCCUCGAUAGUGUGCCCCGCAUAUGCUGACCCUAUACCUGGUUGGGUGGACAACCUCAACGGGCCCGUGGGCCUGAUUAUAGGCGCCGGCAAGGGCGUCAUCCGAACCAUGCUCUGCGAUCCCAGCAUAUAUGCGCAGGUCAUUCCUGUGGAUGGUGCUAUCAACGCCAUUAUAGCACUAGUGAUGAUUGAGGCGGCAAAAAAAUCUGAAAACAUACCCAUCUACAACUUGAACGUGGGACACAAAAAGCCAACAACAUGGGGUGAAGUUUUAAAAUGUGCCAAAGAAUAUACUUGGAAAUACCCCGUAUCUUUUCCCUUGUGGUACCCCAACGGAGAUAUUACCACCAAUGUUGUUGCGCAUGAAAUCAAACGCGUUCUGUUCCAUUUGGUCCCGGCGUAUAUCAUUGAUUUCUUUCUUCUUAUCUUUAGACAGAAAAGAUUCAUGGUAAGGGUACAGGACAAAAUCUCAAGAGGUCUGGAGCUGCUCCAAUACUUCACUGUACGUGAAUGGCAUUUUCCCUGCCCCAACUUCGAAGCUAUCCAUAAUACGCUGUCCGAAGAAGAACGACUAGUGUACAUAACGCACAAAGAUCCAAAAGAGUUUGAUAUGUGGGACUACUUCCACAAAGGAGUUGAGACGGGUCGCGUUAUCUGCUUGAAGGACGAUCUUUCGAAAAUACCGUUAAAUAGAAUUUACUUUAAAUUCCUGUACGUACUUGACAGUGUAGUGAAGAUCGUGUUCUGGUGCUUCGUGCUAUCGUUCAUCGUGUCGUGGUGUCAACCUUUACGAGACUUUCUGGCCUUCGGCGAACCGAUAGUGAGGCGUGUACCAUUUGUAGGCUCGGCUGUGUUUCAUAAGUAACUUGUGGGUAUUGUUUGAUUUAUGUGGAGUAGUCUUUCUCCUCGUUCAACUUAGGAAAUCUACUUAUAAGGAUGUCAAUGAUGGAUGAUGUUGGUAUUUCAUGAAAUCUUAUUUAUUUC